Molecule: messenger RNA, 2730 nt
Organism: Pteropus alecto (black flying fox)
Lineage: Eukaryota; Metazoa; Chordata; Mammalia; Chiroptera; Pteropodidae
Product: cytochrome P450 2D14
Exons: 9
Coding region: 1028-2590 (520 amino acids)
Biological process (GO): arachidonate metabolic process; xenobiotic metabolic process
Cellular component (GO): intracellular membrane-bounded organelle; cytoplasm
Molecular function (GO): iron ion binding; heme binding; oxidoreductase activity, acting on paired donors, with incorporation or reduction of molecular oxygen, reduced flavin or flavoprotein as one donor, and incorporation of one atom of oxygen
Source: RefSeq, a predicted model, not a curated record
UAGUUGAAGAAGGAGAACGCUGAGGCCGUAGGCAGUGGCCUUGCCCUGGAGUGAUAUGGUCACCCCUCUGCCUAGAGGGGAUGAGAGGCUGAGCAAGAGGGAGGGCCUGGAAGCCACAAUCCCGGCCUGGAGGUGGCACGCUCUGGUGUGGGUGGUACUAAGGUUUGCAUCUUUCCUUGAGGGACCACAGAGUCAAACUUGCCACGACAAGACCAAAACCCAGGAAGCUGAGCCAGCUGAGCCUCGAGGCGGGGGUGGGGGUCAGUCAGGUCUAGGCAACCACGGGCCAACUAAGACUAAGCGACUUGGUGCUGGGUGUCCAGGUGAGUGUAAACAGUGAAUGUGUUAAGUGUGUGUGGUUUUGUGGAUGUGUGAUUGUGUCAGUAUGUGAGCAUGUGGGUGGCGUGUGUGGGUGUAUGGUUUGUGUGUGUUGAGUGUGCUUGUGUGAGGUGAGAGGACACUGAGAACUUCACCCCCUACCCUGUGGUCCCUCUGAUACCUGUGACGUCACUAUAAUGCUGAUCUGAGGGCCAGUAACAAACCUGAGAGGAAAAGGCCCCUCAGGAGACAGCAGGUGACAUAUGGAAAGGCAGGGACUCGUUCUGAGGACAACGCUAUGACCACAUUGUGAGCCUAAUGUGACAAGCAGGUGGCAGGACAAGUCUGAAGAUCCCUGGUUCUUCCUUGGAGCCUACACAAAGCUGAAGAGUCUGGUGGGAGCUGGGCUUCUUGUCUCCUCCCCAUACUCUUGGAAAGCCCCUGGAGACUACAGGAGAGACAAGGCAUCUGCGGCCAUAACUUCACCUGACCUUCUCUGCCCCCUCCCUGUACCUUCUGAUAGCACAGUCACUUGACAGGGUGACUCAGCAGAGAGCAAAGGCCAGUCUCAGCUCCCUUUAUAAAGAGGGCCCAGGCUGGGCAAACCCUCAGGGUGCGCUGAUGACCUCUGCCUGGUCUGGUCCCAGGGGCCUGGUGCGGUGAGGGGUGGCAGAGUGCCCGGAGGAGCCUAGUGGGCACUGAGGUAGCCAUGGGGCUACUGACUGGGGAUGCACUGGCGUCCCUGGCCAUGGCUGUGGCCAUCUUCCUGCUCCUGGUGGACCUGAUGUACCGACGUGCAUGCUGGGCUGCACGCUACCCACCAGGCCCCAUGCCACUGCCUGGGCUGGGCAACCUGCUGCAGGUGAACUUCCGGGACAUGCUUUGCUGUGUUAACCAGCUGCGGCACCGCUUCGGAGACGUGUUCAGCCUGCAGCUGGCCUGGACGCCGGUGGUCGUGGUCAACGGGCUGGCGGCCGUGCGCGAGGUGCUGGUGAACCGCAGCGAGGACACGGCGGACCGCCCACCUAUGCCCAUCUACAAGCACCUGGGUUUCGGGCCGCGUUCUCAAGGAGUGGUCUUAGCGCGCUAUGGGGUCGUUUGGCGUGAGCAGCGCCGCUUCUCCGUGUCCACCAUGCGCAAUUUCGGCCUGGGCAAGAAGUCACUGGAGCAGUGGGUGACCAAGGAAGCCACCUGCCUCUGUGCCGCCUUCGCUGACCAGGCCGGACGCCCCUUUAGUCCCAAAGUCCUGCUGAAUAAAGCGGUGAGCAACGCGAUCGCCUCCCUCAUCUUUGGGUGCCGCUUCGAGUACAACGACCCGCGCUUCCUCAAGCUGCUGGACCUAUUAGAGGACGGACUAAAGGAAGAGUCGGGAUUCCUGCGUGAGGUGCUGAACGUGAUCCCGGUGCUCCUGAACAUCCCGGGGCUGGCCGCCAAGGUCUUCCCAGCGCAGAAGGCCUUAAUAGCCCUGCUGAAUGAGCUGGCUGACGAGCAUAGGAGGACAUGGGACCCAGCCCAGCCACCCCGAGACCUGACUGAUGCCUUCCUAGACGAGGUGGAGAAGGCCAAGGGGAACCCCGAGAGCAGCUUCAAUGACAAGAACCUGUGCCUGGUGAUGGCUGACCUGUUAUCUGGUGGGAGUGCGACCACCUCAAUCACGCUGGCCUGGGCCCUCCUGCUCAUGAUCCUACACCCAGAUGUGCAGCGUAAGCCCAGCCUGGAGGCUGGGGGCUGGGGGCCCCCCUUGGGGAUGCUUGUCUGCCCAGGCCGUGUCCAGCAGGAGAUCGAUGAGGUAAUAGGGCAGGUACGGCUACCAGAGAUGGAGGACCAAGCCCACAUGCCCUUCACCAUGGCCGUGAUCCAUGAGGUUCAACGCUUUGGGGACAUCAUCCCACUGGGCGUGCCCCACAUGACAUCCCGUGACAUUGAAGUGCAGGGCUUCCUCAUCCCCAAGGGGACGACGCUUGUCACCAACCUGUCAUCGGUGCUGAAGGACGAGACAUUCUGGAAGAAACCCUUCUGCUUCCACCCUGAGCACUUCCUGGACUCCCAGGGCCACUUCGUCAAGCAGGCAGCCUUCGUGCCCUUCUCAGCAGGCCGCCGCUCGUGCCUCGGGGAGCCCCUGGCCCGCAUGGAGCUCUUCCUCUUCUUCACCUGCCUCCUGCAGCGCUUCAGCUUCUCGGUGCCUGCGGGGCAGCCCCGCCCCAGCGACCACGGUGCCUACGGCUUACUGAUUACCCCGGCCCCCUACGAGCUCUGUGCUGUGCCCCGCUAGAGGGCAACACCAGGCCCUGGCCUGCUCCUCAGCUGGGGACCCUGGCGUACAAUAAACCAGUCUGGUGGCUCCAGCCUUGCCUCCGAGUCCCACCCGGGCCCCUCUCCAGCCCCUGGCAGUGAUGGGGCCUCGGCAGCCUC